AUGGCAGAAGUGAGAGUUGUUCUUGUGCCCCAAAAUCGUCGUGCUCCUCUGAAGGAGUCAUGGAAGUCAAUCGUUGAGGUAUGUUUUAAAGGGAUGGUAACAUCCGUACUACCUUUUUUUACUACUGAUUCAGUUCAAUCCUGUUUACAAGACCCUUUUCGGGAAAUAAAGGCCCAUCAGAUCGUGUAACGUUGCCAUUUUGACCAGAACAAUGGGGGUGAGCAUUUCAAGCGUCCCUCCUUACAGACUGUCAAAUUAACACUCGGCAGUAGACGAUGUUCAACUAAUACCCUAUACUUCUGAGGGUCUGUCGCCACAGGCUGCAGUCGCUGAAUAUAGAUUGUGCCGCACCCUCUAAACUAAUGCACAUAGGUUUUUGUCCGGGUUCUUCAAAUAUUUUGCUUACUAGCCAAACGCUGAAUGCACCUGCGAAAUAUCAUUCUCCUGUUCAGAUGUUCGAGUUAUUUUACGCGCUCAUUAAGACCGUUCUCAAGAAUGUUAAUGGAACCCUCAAGAGUAGCACUGGGAACAUGGUUCUCUUUCAAAGUUCUUUUUAAGAGCAGUCCUGUUCCGUAUGGGCGGUGUCCGAGCUUACCUGAGUGAAAUCAAUGUGCAUCCGAUGGGGUGCUAAUAUGUAUGUGGGGCAUUUUUAUUGCCGAAUACUUCGACAAAGUCUCGAGGCGGCCUUCGAUGAUUUAUAUAGUUGCUCUCUUGAGAACGUCGAGGUUUCUAACUGGAUGUCCACUAAAAACGUCACGUCACGACAUUUCCUUUCCUUAAUCUACAGUAUCUAGCGCUCCGGUGAAUAUGCUACAGCCGUUUAAUGCCUUUGUGUUUGCCUCCCUGUUGACAAACCUUGACGAUGGUGUGCAGAGCAAAUUGAAGUUUUCUACUAUCGUUUAGGGGCUCCGUUUCAAUCCUAAACAGGGUGUACGAUGAUCUUAUGAGCUGGGAGCACGCAGGCUAUCUCACUGACACACUGAGAAAGUUUUUGAGAAAUUGAAUAAGUAAUGCUCUAUGGGUAUUGCAACUUUAUCGCCGUCUCUACAGGAAGCGCUCGGUGCAGGAAUCAUAACCCACGUGUCCAUGAGAUUCGACCGUACACAUUCAAAAUUCUGGCCUUAAUACCGGCUAGCGUCUACAAUCUAGCUGUCUUCGGCCACAUAUGCACAAGAACAUUUUCAUGUACGAAAUGGUACGACGCCAUUCGUCCGAGUCCGAGACUAUCCCGACACUUCAAGUCUCGUGGAUAGGAAGGUUGCUGAUUGAUGCCCGCUCUCGGUCCACGCAGUUCGUCGCGUUGUGUGUGUGUGCCGUGUGGAGUGGCGGACUGGUGGGCUGGGAACGGGCUGAAGCAGCACCUUCUACGGUUCUCUCACGCAAGUGAGAGACACGCCGUUCAACCCCCGUUGUGUGAAAUCCUGAUGUUUGUGUGUAUGGGGGGCCAGGUCGUGCUGUGGCGCGCGCAGUCACGGUCAGUCGACCGUGUCAGCCACCGCGCCCAUCCACCACUCCAGUUUGCCGACCGGCUCGGACGGCGGCUGGGGUGUGGGAAUGGGAAGGGAGAGUGAGGUCGACGACUCAGCGCACUUUCUCCUCACUAUAAACACUCUGACGCGCUUGAAGCUAUCACGGUGCGCUAAAAGCCGUGGCUUGGAAGGUUGCCAACUGACGGGGUACCUUGGACCUCCUCCUUAACGGGAGGCGGUCUGAGAGUCAGGCUGCAAUGGCGCCUUUUUAAUGUGGUCUUUAUGGCACUCCCACCACAGUGUGGGAUCCGAGCCAGGCGUUGGCGGCACGCCUAGGUGCGGCUUCGGCCGUGCCAGCCUCCAAAUCUCUGUUGUGUUGAUUGAAAUCCUGGUUAUUGUUGUGUGGACCAGGGGGUGUGGUGGAACGCCAAAGUGAGGAUUCGUCCGAGCCAUCCACCUGCGGCCUCCCUUGUCUCCGGUCUUCUUGACUCUGUCUUGAUACCGGGCUCGGGCGAGGGAGGUGGAGAGAGUGUAGGUAGAUGCAGCGCAAGUCUACUGGCACUAUAAACCCCUGCGCAAGUCACCGUCCCUGCUCCAACCUGCUGUGGGGCACACGGUGGACAUCAUCGAAAUCGAUGGUCGAACUGUCAUACGACGCCAUUCGUAUUUAUACACGUAAUGGACAAUGCCAUGGUCUUUUGACUAGCCACUUGUUCAGUGCAUAAGUUAGACAGUGUUAAGAAUAAGUCGAAUGCGCCUGUCAAGCAGAUGCCUGUUAUCAACGAUGAGCAUGGUCCACGUAAGCAGCACAGCUUAUUUUGCAUUUCAAUUCGUAGUAUGUUCUCCUGAUUGAAGUUGUGUUUAAGAAUAUUUGACCGUUUCUAGGUAAACCAACUGGUGUGCUCGAUCUUAUCCGCGCAAGUGAUUUUGAUAUUUGAUCACUGUGCUGUGUAUUCAGUGUAGGUCAGCCAGUGUGAUCAAAUUCACAUACAGCAUUUUCACGUCUGGUUACUAGCGUAACAAGAUGGAAUAGACGUUCCUGCGUGCAUUCAUAUCGAAUGUAUCAGUGCAUGCAGAAUGCUCCCGAGGAGUUUUUCUAGGUAAUAACACGCAUAUGGGGGACUUUAGCAAGCCUUGAUUACAGUAUUACUAUGUCGAUACCGUCUAGCCUCAGUGUCCCCCACAGGAAUUCACUGUAACGACAGCCAAACACUGUAUCAAAGCAAGUCAUGCGAAUAGUCAUCGUGAUCGAGAAUGUGUCCCAGCACAAUUUUCGUCAGUUCAUCCAUUUGGACCUUAGAAGCUGGUUUGAUUCUUCUGGUUGUUGGAUCACUCGCGCUUUUUAACCCUUUUGGUCUUAACGACGACCACCUUUACAACGAUGCCAAUGGGGCAUGAACCGCUGUAAUUCUCGCGCUUCACACUCUUUUCCUCGACGAUAGGCACAAUAACGCCCAACCCUUAUUAUCUGGCAUGAUCCUAUCUCCCAGUGCUUUUGUAUUACCUUAUGCUUUUCGACGGUUGAAUUGUUGACUGAAGAUUUCAGCAGGGCUGCAGGCUUCGGGACGCUCGAUUUCCACUCACUCGCAAUAUCUGCCCGUUAAAAGCGGUCACACGACAUUGUACGGGUUGUCGAAGACAUUUUACUCCUAUGAAGAGGUAAUAAGCAUAUGAUUCGUUCGUAGACAUCGAGAGGGUGCUCGAUGUGCUUAUGUUAGUGCUCUGUCUCGACCGAAUUAUCGGUAACUACGUCACCAUUAAGAGCCAUUCAGUGCAAACUUGAUAACUGCCUGGGCGGCAUGUUUGGGUGUUACCGUCAUCUGAGGUCUGCUCCGUUCAAAUUGCCACUUCGGUCAUUAUAUCUUGCACCUUCCUCUAGUCGACCUUUUUCCGGAAUGUGAUGGAAUAUGUUGGGGACUGUGGCUCGACCUUUGUGAUUACAUUUCGUUAGAGAGUCCCAGUCAUUAAAGUACUACCGGGUGAAUGCAGUACUUUUGUUGUUCUAUGGAUGGCAGAUUUCUGUCAGUCAGUCAGUAUAUUUGGAGUAAACGACAGAAGCCUUGAAAACUCCAUUUACAGGGUACAGAUGUAAGGGAAGUGGUUAAAUUGCCAAAAUUUUGCUUGCAGGUUUAGUAAGGGGAAUUCAUAAAUCUAAUAAUGUAACAUAAAGGCGAAAGGGGUAUAGUAUUCGCGAAAUAAUUGCGAAAAACUGUUCACCGCAUUCGGACUGUGAAAAUUUCCAUAUGGGCUAAGUUUGAAGCACAAAAUAGGAUCUGUUGAAAUCCUGUUAGUAGUAUAUUUAUAGUCAUUCCAGUAAUCCGUUAGAUCAGGCUUCGGCAGUUCGGGUUGCCUUUCAGCAGGUGAGUAUCCAGUUGUCUCUUGAACACGUUCACGGUAGGGGAAUUAAUAACAAACUCCGGCAAAGAGUUCCAUUCGCGAAUGACCCUCUGUGAUAAAAAGGAGGAACGUUGAUUUGUGUGGCACAGUUCUCUUUUAAGCUGGUAAUCAUGUCGUCUGAGAUUGGACUUGGGUGUUAUUUCAGAAAACGUUUCCCUGUCGACAUCCAGAUUAAGUCCUUUUACCAACUGGGACGUUGCUAUGAGGUCACCUCUGUCCUGCCUGUAGUGGAGGGGAUAAAGUUUCAUGGCCGUCAGGCGCUGCUCGUGCGUGAAGUUUUUGAGGCCAUGAACAUCCUUUGUAGCACGCCGUUGUACACCUUCAAGGAUAUCUAUAUCCUUCCGAAGCCACGGCCGCCAAGCCUGUACCGCAUAUUCCAGGUGCGGCCGCACAAAUGUCCCGUAUACUUUGCAAGUGUAAUAAACGUUCUGCGUAUCGCGCUCAUAACGGACAUUGCCCGCGCAGCAACUUUAGAACACUGCGUGGUGACGGUUAGAUCGUCUUUAAUGAAUACACCGACAUCUUUUUGCACAUCUACGGUUUUAAGUGGUUGAUUGUCUAGGAGAUGCUGUCGUGGGAGUACAUUUGUUCUUCGCCUCGCUGAUACUACGUGCAUUACUGCACAUCUUUUGACGUUGAAUUUCAUGCACCAUUUCUGGCUCCAUGCGUGCAAAUUCUCUACGUCCUCUUGUAGUAUUUUGACGUAAUCUUCAUCUUUUUUCGCUCUCCAAAGUUUUAGAUCGUCUGCAAAGAGGGCUAUGUCCGAUUUCACUUCCCGUACUAGGUCAUUUACAUAAAUAAUGAAUAGGAGCGGCCUAAGAACUGACCCCUGUUGGACUCCACUCGUAACAGGUGCCCAUUCUGAGCAGUAGCCACUAGCAGUGACUUUUUGUCGCCGUCCGCUUAGGAAAUCUUAAAUCCAGUUCGGAAGAUUUCCUCUUAUCCCUACUCCUGACAACUUUUGAAUGAGGCGCUUAUGUGGGACGCAAUCCAACGCCUUGUUGAAGUCGAAGUAAAUGACAUCAACUUGAGCGUCUAAAACUUUUUCCCCCUACUCCAGCUUUAAACCAAGACUGACCCCCGUUUUCAGGACCUUCAUUCUGGUAUGUCGUCUUACCUUUGCAAGGUCAAAACGUCCGACACGGUAUCGUAUGAGUGCCCUUGAGAGGCGGGCAUUGAGACGUGCUCCGACGGCUACCUGUCCUGCUCGAAAGAAUUGGCGUGUUGCGGCACCACUCCAUAGUUUGCUGUCAUCCUCUUGGUUGUAGAACCUUGAAAUGACUAGAAUGUGGUCUGACUGGUCAGUGGAAUGCGAAUUCGAGAGCUGUGUGGAUACAUUGGGGGCACCUAAUAACAAGCAGCUACUUUUGGUUAGCAAUGCUCGGUGGUUCUUCGCUCUGAUCACAUUGAAAAUCGAGUGCAAACUGGCCAGUUAGUCGGCUGUCUUAGGAAAGAGACGCGAUUGCUGGACAGGAGUUUUAUUUGCACGGCGUUUCAAACGCGGAUGUCCGAGCACGCAGCAGCAGUGGGGAGGAACGACGCAAACUCCCUAACCGCAGCUCAUUUGACGAGGGCCGGUCAUAUCCGGAGCCUGCGAGGGGUGACGAUCGCAUAAGUCACUAACUUAUUAAGGCAUGGCUCCCCGCCCUUUCUCAAUUAGCAAGCGCAAUGACCUCCCGUCUCCAUAUUCUGCGCUUAGACUCUAUCAUGGCAGAAUAGUUAGCCACGCAGGGAGCGCGCGGAUGAGCACUGACCCCAAUGCAAGUGCCGGUGGGCCAGACGAAGAGACAACACGUAGGACAACAUUACAUCAAUGAACGGAUAGGCUGCAAGCAAUCAAGCAAUUAUCGUACCACCUGCAGGCAUAUGCGAUGAAUGCGGGAACUUCAUCCAUCUGAUUAUGCCUCUAGUCAUGGACUCCAGUUCACAGUCGAAACGUCAAGCGAAUAAAACUCUUGUGCCAGCCGUCGCAUCUUCUACUUUUUUACUGUUUACCGGAACUUACCUCCUUGCUUCUGUCGGCAAGCAGUUUGUAAUGUCGUCAAGCCUCGUCCGACACUUCCGGUUACUGGGAAGGAUUACAUGACUGAAAGAGAAUUCGUCAACCAGUUCUUACAGCUGUGACCAGAGGGUUUUACUAAACUGAUCAGCAGCAGCUGUUAGGGCCCAGGUAUUGUAUACUUACUUGCGGCAGCAUUUGUCAUGGUCGAUUCACUUGACUAAAUUCUGCGGGUUCACCGCACCAUCAAUGACUGUCCUCUGCAGUCGAUCGGUGACUAACUCCCGAACGAAGUUGAGUCUGUUAACAUGUCUAUCCUCUACCCCAAGGACCUCAGCGUAAGAUAUGCACUCCAGAUCAGCUUGUACCGCCUCCACGCACAUCUUCAGUUGGCGACCUAUACGUUCUCACGGCCCUUUGCUAAUGACUUACUGAAGAAUCGAGUCGUUAGAUCGGCACGGCACAUGACAUAAGCAUCCGAAUCAGCCUCCAAAGAGCGUGUUGUUAGCAGACUGAUUUGUCCACCGACGCUGGUUGCACAGUAGGAGGGAUCAUCAUUAAUCGAAUACUUCCAGGGGGUAUAAAUCUUCCGAACAUAUGAACCAUGUCUCACCUUCGUAUAAGUAAAUUGUCUUGACAGUAGCCUCGCCUGUCCUCAGCUUGCCUUUCGCAGUUAUCUCGACUGCAUUUUUUCCGGUGGUGACCCCGCGCCUGUUUGAUCCGAUCGUGUGGAUUUCGGCUUUAUCUUGCCCAUUUGGAAGAAAGUUUACUCCAAGGCAUCAGUGCUAGUCCACUAGCCCAAGGGUUUCCCCGUCCACCAUUACCGGAUAUAUACCUUUGACGGCGAAGCCCGAGGCUUUGAGACCCACGUCGACUGCCUCCAUAUUUGUCUGGGAUACGAUGCAUUUCAUUUUUGCAUCGUAACUUCAUCAGCGUAAUCUAGAUGCGCGAGAUACGAACCACGAUCUACUGUCGUGGUUGACCAAACUUAAGGUGUCUGCGUUCUUGUGGAUACUUGAAAAUUGCCCCGUCUAAAAUGCUUAUGAAAUGGUCUUCGGUCUCGUCUGAGUGAAUCAGUAAAAAUAACUGCGUCGACUUUGUCGUAAAGAUGACUGAUGUUUGACUUUUUUCUGUUGUCGUCACCCGGGGCCCAAAUGUUUCGCAUCUUGUGGGAAAUCAAACAUGCAACUAUCAUGAAAACUCGCCAGCCCACUUAGUCAUUUGUGCACUGCCUGUCGAAUGUGACCGAAGUCCUAUUUCUUUGUCUCCAUCAACAAGCUAUUGUUUAGCUCUUUCUGUUGCAGAUUUUGACCAAACAGUUGAAGCUAAUGGUUUGUAUGAAAACCGCAAAGAAGAGUUGGAAAGUCAUGCUUCGCAAUUCCCCCGAGACCACAGAUCCACAGUUCCUCCAGAAGGGUGUCGACUUCGUGUCGGCCUUCGUGAAGGGGUUUGCGUUGCAAGAUGCCCUUGCGAUUGUGCGCAUAGAUGGGAUUUACGUGGAAAGUUUUCACAUUUCGGACGUACGACAACGUUUACGGGUAAGUAGUCAUUCUGGAUAUUAUUUUUUCUGAUAUGACACAGUAUGCUUGGUUUGACCAAUCUACUCCCGGCACCCGCAGUCAUCGUUAACGACAUUUGCCUAACCGUCAUAGACGACAUUACCUAUCGUCGUAGCACCAUCUCAGGAGGCAUUUGACUUAGCGAACGUAAUUUUAGCCCGGAUUUUCCAAGUCAACGAAGCCUUCGGUCGGCUCCAGCCCUUCUUGUUGACUCAAUGAGGUAUUCUCGACAAAAAAAAUUGAAUAUGUACACGACUGGGUCCUUGAAAAUACUCGUCCCUUUCCAUCUGUCCUUUCCAUCGGCGGUAAUCAAAGUGAAGUGACGAGUAGAUUUCGGACACGCACGUCCUGCAUUUGACUCAUGUGUUCAACAUCUCUGCAAUGCCGAAAUGAAUUAAGCGUUGAUGACGCGAAUACUUCUUGUGAAUGUCUGAUGGGCCUCUAUCUAAUCGAAUCUGCCUUGGUGACGUCGCCAUGGGCGCUCCUCACCAAGGGAAGCAGCCAAAACGUCACGGGGACGCUUUGAGCUCCCCAAAUGUCCCGGAAUCCUCCGAGAGCCCUGGGUGACCAUUGUUCAAACCGACAGUUAUAGCGAACUGCGGUAAGAAAUAGCACCGCAAUUUUCGAAGCCACUCAAAUAUAAGAGAUUAUCCAGAAACGUCAGGGACGCAAAACUGGAAUGUUAGGGGUAAAGAGAUGCCAACGGUCAGCCUUUUUCCACUUGUCCUCGCUGCCAACACCCGCCUCAAACUGGAGCCACCGUGGUUCGACGUCUCAACGCCCGUCUCCACAUAGCCAGCUCGGACCAAUCUCAUCGCAGUUGCUAAAACUUCCAAUGCUGAAAACCUGGUCAAGCCACUGUAAAACCCGGCCCUCCGAUGAUUAGAUCACGCCGACUUGCUUGCAUCCGUGACCUCUGCGACUCCAACGUGAGACCUGGAUAGAACGCCUGAUGUAGCAAUUACAAAACCUGGGUUCACGCAGGCUGGUUGCAGUCACUAAUUCCUUCAUCCCGCCGUAUGCUGUAACUCCACACCCGGACCUGUCUAACCUGUUCGCCAUCUACCUGGACUGCCCAGCAGCAAUUGUUGUUUUCUGCCCACCGACAAUCUCUGAGCGCCAACACCCCAAUCCACGCCCACUUUCAGCUUACUUUGAAUUAUUGCAGCCUCUAUAAUGCGAGCUGUCAGGAUUCUCUAUUUGUCACUAAAAUCACAGGCUGCUUAGUUAAGGUGCAUGUUGUUGAUAAUGGCGGACGAACUGUUUCAGAGUCAUUCUGCACUUUUAUCUUGCAAGAGUCAAGGGAAUGUGUUAGUUAUGUUCCAUCAGUGAAAUCAGUUUCAUGUUUCUCCAUUUGUAGGCUGUGGGGGGUUAUAUUAUUACUAUCGUCUUAUCUUAUAAUAAGCAUACUUUCCCUGGGCUGUCUUACGCUUUAAAUACAGCCAAUCAGUAAUCUGGGUUUUAAAAGAUAACGGAAGCCUUCCAGUGAGGAGCAACGAGCGACUGUACAUUGACGUAAACGUUAACUGCUUCAGCCUAUCCAAAAAUCUGUAUAUCUGCACAAUCCAGCGGUGCCAUGGGCGCAUCAUGCGAGCAAGCUGACACAGCCAUUCUGACAGCGAUUAUUGAUUCCUCAUAACUCUCUAAAUACUCGUAGCCAACUAGAAGGCGACCUAUUGUCUUUUUCUCUAACCCGUAGGACAGAUUCUACGCAUAUAGGAACGGUUGCCUCAUUGAGUCACCUGUACUACUGUCGAAAGAGGGGGAAGAUAGUUAAAUCCGAAGUCGCCGGUCGGGAUAUGGCGUGUCCAGUAAUUCGUCCCUUUCCUUCGGGAGCCAAUUGCAAUUACACUAAUCCCUGGGCCAGGCGAUGCCAUAACUUGUCUCACAGUGCUCCACGGUCACAUACCUGCUGUAUACUCGCGAAAAACAUCUAAAAACUAAAGUAUUUCUUGGCUUUUUGGAUAUUCUCCUAUUUCUUGACAUUUGCAAAUCGGUCUGUUGCGUAGUUGUUCAAGCUAUUUGUCUUUGAACCACCCCAAUAGUGGCCUCGUCAUAAAACUGGCUUGUUGGGCACGGGUAAUGCAUGUUUCCUUCAUGCCCCGAAACUUCCUUUCUGUAUGUCCAAACUCGGUUUUUUUUGUUACUUUUCAGGGCGAUCACAUCGCACGAGCGGUGGGCCGGAUUUGUGGUGCCAACGGUCGAGUCCGACUGUCCAUUGAGAAUGCCACGCGGACGCGCAUCGUAGUCGCUGAUCAGACCAUUCACAUCCUUGGCAGCAAUGAACGGAUAGCUGUAGCCCGUAAGGCUAUCUGCAACCUUAUUAUCGGUGCGCCGCCCAGCAAGAUCUUUGGUCGCAUCCAAACUCAAGCAGCUCGACUCGACUCCACAUUUUAA
This is a messenger RNA of Spirometra erinaceieuropaei, 9821 nucleotides long. The record is from the annotation of a GenBank genome assembly. Lineage: Eukaryota; Metazoa; Platyhelminthes; Cestoda; Diphyllobothriidea; Diphyllobothriidae.